UGUUAUCUGCAGUAAUAUACCAAAGAAAGUAAAGUAAGAUAAAAGACAACAUGGACUUUCCAAGCCAAACAUCACAAAAAGCACCGUUAUAGCUGCAAUAUUUUGCCAUCUGGGCAGUCAAGAGAGGGACUUCAGAAUGACAGCAGUCAGUGUGUCACUUGGUGUUUUGGUGUUUCUGAAUCUCUCCGUUUGUGGCUAUUUUUAUGACCAAAAUAAUUUGCCAGAUAUUGGAAAUGCACAAUUUAUUGAAGAAUAUGUCAGAGUGCACAAUCAUUUCCGAUCCGGUGUGACUCCACCAGCAAGCAAUAUGAAACGAAUGAGCUGGGACCAUGAUCUAGCAAAGACUGCAAAAGGCUGGUCAAAAAUGUGCCAAUUUGAACAUAAUCCUGACCUCAAAAUAUUGGGGAAGGUUCACCCCAACUUUACAGUAGUUGGAGAAAACAUUUGGACAGGUUCCCUUUCACUUUUUAAUGUGACUGCAGCCCUCACUAACUGGUACAAUGAAGUCAAGUAUUAUGACUAUGAUACUCAACACUGCAGUUAUGUAUGUGGACAUUACACUCAGAUGGUCUGGGCAACAAGUUACAAAAUUGGUUGUGCCGUUCACUUCUGUCCAAGAGUAAGAGGUUUCAGUUAUCCUAAUGCUGCACAUUUAAUUUGCAACUAUGGACCUGGUGGAAAUUAUCCAACGAAACCAUACAAAACAGGAGCAGUAUGCAGUGAGUGUCAGGGAGAACCAUGUGUAGACAGACUCUGUGGUAAAGCCUGGAAGGACCCAGCUUGUGAUCAGUACUGCAUCACCGUACUAAUAUUAAGACCAUCUUUUCUUAUAGGGAUACUUGCUGCAGGAGUAUUUGUGAAGCACCGCUAUCCCCAAAUGUUCACAGAAAAUGCUAUAGUCUAGCAACAAUGAUAAAAAUCAAAUAUUUAAAUUAAAAUACAAUAGGAAUCGUACAGAAAGACAAAAGGAUACUGUAAUCAGCUAGCAUAAGAUAUUGGCCGAUUACAGACAAUAUAUUGGUGUUGCUAAGGCACACAAAGCUGUUCAAAGUUAAAGAGGAACACAAAAAGAGACUUUUUUGUUUUAAUGACAAAGAUACAAGAUGUUUUUACCAUGAAAUUUAUAAAAUGGUACACUACCCAUCUAAAAGUGAACACAAAUUCAAAGUUUGUGG
Anolis sagrei ordinatus is the source of this 1175-nucleotide messenger RNA. RefSeq names its product glioma pathogenesis-related protein 1-like. Gene Ontology annotation, cellular component: extracellular region. NCBI's taxonomy places the organism in Eukaryota, Metazoa, Chordata, Lepidosauria, Squamata, Anolidae. The record is from RefSeq and is a predicted model, not a curated record.